This is a messenger RNA of Protopolystoma xenopodis, 297 nucleotides long. The record is from the annotation of a GenBank genome assembly. Lineage: Eukaryota; Metazoa; Platyhelminthes; Monogenea; Polystomatidea; Polystomatidae.
AUGUUUUCAAAACUUAAUUAUUUCAUUACGAAAGGGGUCAGACGAAAGUGCAGGGCUGAAGAAGCACACAAAGUGUGGGUACAGAAGGACUCGGACAAUGUGAUGGCCAUUUGGGAACUAGGCCGCCUGACACAUGAACCACCAGUUACACCUUUUGGAGCAGCAGUGGUCGUUCGAAAAGCAGGGGCUUCUGACGCUGAGACACGUUUUGCAGAGUCCGGAGCCAAACGCCUCAAGUUGACAAAAGUAUCCGUCACAGCAGCUGUUGAAAAUGGUACCGUCGCAUUUCUUGUUUAA